AUGACCAGUGAAAAUCCCAAUCGCGAAGUCUUGCCCACCAACGUGAGUCCGCUCCACUACGAUUUGUGCGUGGAACCCAAUUUCGACACUUUCAAGUUUGAUGGAAGCGUCAAAAUCGACCUUCAAGUCAACGAUUCCAGCAAAGACACCAUUCAAUUGAACACUCUGGAAACCGAGAUUCAUUCUGCCCAAAUUGGAGAUCAAAAGGCUGUGAAAUGGGAUAUUGACACUGAGAAUCAGGUGGCCACGUUUGAGUUCCCCAAGGGCUUCUUCAAAAACCAGAAAACUGUCACUUUGGAUCUUACUUUCACAGGUAUUCUUAACGACAACAUGGCCGGCUUUUACCGUGCCAAAUACAUCGACAAAAAGACUGGGGCUACGAAGUACAUGGCCACAACUCAGAUGGAGGCUACCGAUGCCAGAAGAGCGUUCCCAUGUUUCGACGAGCCCAACCUCAAAGCCACUUUUGCAAUCACUUUGGUCUCCAGCCAGCACUUGACGCAUUUGUCAAACAUGGACGUCAAAUCCGAAUGCUUGAAGGGCGACAGAAAAUUCACCUCAUUCAACACUACCCCAAAAAUGUCCACCUACUUGGUCGCGUUUAUCGUUGCGGAAUUGAAGUACGUGGAAAGCAAGAAUUUCCGUAUUCCAGUUCGUGUGUAUGCUACUCCAGGUGAGGAACACGACGGUCAGUUCGCCGCCGACCUAACGGCUAAGACGUUGGCAUUUUUCGAGCGCACCUUCGGCAUUGAGUACCCACUUCCCAAACUAGACAACGUUGCUGUACAUGAGUUCAGUGCGGGUGCUAUGGAAAACUGGGGGCUGAUCACAUACAGAGUCGUCGACCUACUUUUGGACCGCGAAAACUCAACUUUGCAGCGUGUCCAAAGGGUCGCAGAAGUUGUUCAACAUGAACUUGCCCACCAAUGGUUUGGAAAUCUAGUCACAAUGGACUGGUGGGAAGGUCUUUGGUUGAACGAAGGAUUUGCCACUUGGAUGUCUUGGUAUUCUUGCAACGAAUUCGAGCCCGAAUGGAAAGUGUGGGAACAGUACGUCUCGGACAGUUUGCAAUCCGCGCUGGCCUUAGACGCUCUUAGGUCGUCUCACCCAAUUGAAGUACCAGUUAAGAAAGCUGACGAAAUCAACCAGAUCUUUGAUGCCAUCUCAUAUUCCAAAGGUUCUUCUUUGUUGAGAAUGAUCUCCGUUUGGUUAGGAGAGGAUGUCUUUAUCAAAGGUGUUUCUAACUACUUGACCAAGUUCAAGUACGGCAACGCUAAGACAGAAGACCUAUGGGAUGCACUUUCUAAGGCUUCUGGUAAGGACGUGCGUAAGGUCAUGGAAAUUUGGACCAAAAAAGUCGGCUUUCCUGUCGUUACCGUCGAAGAGAGUGGUAAUAAAAUUAAAUUCACUCAGAAUAGGUACUUGACUACCAAAGACGUCAAACCUGAAGAAGAUGAAACGUUGUACCCAGUUUUCCUGGCUCUCAGAAAUGGCAAAGAGAUCGAUCAUUCUCUGGUUCUUAACGAGAGAUCAAAGACCGUGACAUUGAAAGACGCUGAAUUUUUCAAAGUGAAUGCUGAUCAAGCCGGUAUUUUCAUCACCUCUUACUCCGACGACAGAUGGGCCAAGUUAGCUCAACAAGCCGACAAACUCUCGGUAGAAGACAGAACCGGCCUUGUUGCCGAUGCCAAGGCUCUUUCGACCUCAGGUUACACAUCAACCACCAACUUUUUGGAAAUCAUUUCUCACUGGAAAUCUGAAGAGUCUUUUGUCGUGUGGGAGCAGAUGAUCAACAGUCUGUACUCUUUGAGAGCUUCCUGGUUGUUUGAGUCUCAGGAAGUGAACGAUGCCUUGAACGAGUUCACAAGACAGCUAGUCUCCGAGAAGGUCAAAAAGCUGGGUUGGUCGAUUGAAAAAACAGAUUCGUACGCCAUUCAGCGCAUGAAAGUCGAGAUGUUCUCCACUGCUAGCGCCGCAAAGAUUCCAUCUGUGGUGUCCGCUUCGUUGGAGAUGUUUGACAAAUUUGUUGACGGUGACAAGAGCGCCAUCCCUGCUCAAUUGAAGCCAUCUGUCUUCAGCACUGUGGCCAAGAAGGGCGGCGAAGAUUACUAUAACAAGUUGUUCUCCAUCUACAAGAACCCUUUCAACACAGACGAGAAGCUAGCAGCUCUUCGGAGUUUGGGAAGGUUCGAAGACGCAGAGCUCAUACAAAGAACUCUGGGUUUCUUGUUUGAUGGCACUGUUCUGCUGCAAGAUAUCUACAUCCCCAUGCAAGGUCUGCGCAUGCAUGUUGCUGGUAUCAAUGCUCUAUGGAAGUGGGUUACUGAGAAUUGGGACGAGCUCAUCAAAAAACUUCCCCCUGGGCUAACAAUGCUAGGGUCUGUUGUCGCACUCGGAACUUCCGGUUUUACGUCUUUUGAGUCGAUUGAAGAAGUUAAGAAGUUUUUCAGCGGAAAGUCCACCAAAGGUUUCGACCAGGGUCUAGCACAAGCUUUGGACACCGCCACUUCUAAAGCUCAGUGGGUUCAAAGAGACCGCGACAUAGUUUCCAAGUAUCUGAAAGACAAUGGUUGCGGAAAGUCUGCGUAA
This is a messenger RNA of Lachancea lanzarotensis, 2589 nucleotides long. It is a transcript of the gene AAP1, whose product is annotated as LALA0S09e02432g1_1. The transcript has a single exon. Gene Ontology annotation, molecular function: metalloaminopeptidase activity; peptide binding; zinc ion binding. NCBI's taxonomy places the organism in Eukaryota, Fungi, Ascomycota, Saccharomycetes, Saccharomycetales, Saccharomycetaceae. Gene Ontology annotation, cellular component: cytoplasm. Bases 1 to 2589 code for a protein of 862 amino acids. The record is from RefSeq and is a predicted model, not a curated record. Gene Ontology annotation, biological process: proteolysis; peptide catabolic process.